AUGAAUGACUGUGGUGCCAAACGAGUGGUAGCGUUAGUCGACAUGGAUUGUUUCUACUGUCAAGUAGAGGUUCAACACAACCCGUCGUUGACUGGAAAGCCGGUUGCAGUCGUUCAAUACAAUAGUUGGAGAGGAGGUGGGAUAAUCGCAGUGAAUUAUGAGGCGAGGGCAAAGGGAGUAAACCGACAUAUGAGAGGAGAUGACGCUGUAAAGGCAUGUCCAGAUUUAAAUUUGGUACGUGUGAAAGAGCUCCAUGGAAAAGCAGAUUUAUCAAAAUACCGUACAGCCAGUCAAAAAGUAUUUGAGGUUCUCAGUGAAUUUAGUUCUUGUGUGCAAAGGGCUAGCAUUGACGAGGCUUAUGUUGAUUUAACUAAUGUUGUAAUUCAUCACAUCUCAUCUAAUAAUAAUGUUAUAACUGAAAAUGAUCUACCGAAUACAUUUGUUGAAGGCUAUUCAGAUGAUAACUCAAAAGAUAAAAGUGUACAUUUAAAAUCUUGGCUCCACGAUGUAUACAAUAAUGAGUUACAAGAUGACUGUUUUCUUCGCUUGACAAUUGGUGCUAUGAUGGUUGAGCGAUUAAGAAAAUCAAUUUAUGAACAAACUGGUUUUCGUUGUUCAGCUGGGAUCGCAAAUAACAAGAUUUUAUCUAAACUUGCAUGUGGCUUACACAAACCUAAUCAACAAACACUAUUGCCACCUUCUAGUGUACCACAUUUGUUUGAAACUAUACCAAUAAAAAAAAUAAAAAAUUUAGGCGGUAAACUAGGAGAAAGAAUAAGGAAAGAAUUUAACUGUGAAUUCAUGUCUGAUUUAGCUGCAAUACCAUUAAAUGAUUUACAACAAAAAUUUAAUGAGAAAACAUGCAACUUUUUAUAUCAAAUUUCUAAAGGUAUAGACAAUGAACCUGUGGAAUCUAGACUUAUACCUAAAUCAAUUGGCAGUUGUAAGUCAUUUCCUACAGGGCUAAAAGUCAAAGAAGAAAUAAAACAAUGGUUAAACACAUUGAUGAAUGAUAUUGUAGAUAAACUUAAAGAUGAUUAUGAGGCAAAUAAAAGAAGAGCAACAUUAAUGACUGUCAGUGUUAGAUAUUUAGAUAAAAAAACAAAAUUGCCGACAUCACAGUGUUUUGAAGUUACUACAUACAAUCAUAAUAAACUAUUGGAUUCUUCCUUCUCAUCACUAUGCACCAUGACUGAUAAUCAAAAGUCUAUACAUUGGAAAAAUCCAAUUUCAUUUUUAGGUGUAGCUAUUGGAAGAUUUGUAGAAAUUAAUGCCAAAUCAUCAAUUGACAAUUAUUUCAAUAAGGGAUCUGCCAAAGAAGUAAAGGAUAUUAAUAUUCAAUUGACUAGACCAGAAAACAGUACAACUUACUCUAAUAGCAAUAGUGAAAGUGAUAAUCCUACACCAUUUGAACAACAAUUAAAUUCUAAAACUAGUGCACCACUGUCAAAUCAAUCUCCACUACCUUUAAAUCACUCUGACAAUAAAAAAAAUAAAACAUGUGUUAGUGAUAUACAGAAUUUAAAAACUAUGUUUGCUAAAAUAAAAAGUUCUGAUACUUCUUUCAAUAAUUCAUCUUCAACGUUACAAAAUGUUAAUUCUAAAAAAGAAAUUAAAAAGCAAUAUAAGCUUGACAUGAACAGUUUUUUUACCAAAAAACUAGAAAUCAUCUCCCCAGUUAAAAAUCAAGUAAAUGUGAAAUUGAAAACUGUUAAUCAAUCUUCCACAGAAAAUUCAGUUUUAUUGGAAAGCUCUGGUAAAAUUUCUCCUUCAAAAAAUGUAUUAAAUGAUAACCUUGAAAGAACAUCUCAACCAACAGACAGCUUUUUCUCAAGAAAACUGGAAAUUGUAUCACCUACUAAACACCAUAAACCUGAUAAUACAAAAAUAGAGUCAUUACCAACCGUUCAAUCAUCCAUUACUGAAGAUACUAUAGAAUGUGUGCCUAAAACAUUAUUAUGUGAAAGAUGUGAUAAAAUGAUUGAUAUUGAUAUAUAUGACGAGCACAUAGAUCAUCAUGUUGCAAUGGAAUUGAACAAUAGUUUAAAUAUUAACCCUGUACAGCCAUUAAAUAAUAAAAUACACGAAAGUAAACCAACAGUAAAGAAGAAAAAUGAACGGGGUCUAAAACGGAAACAUAAUUCAAAAGCUUCAAAUUCAAAUCCCAAAAAACCAUGUGCAAGUAUUUCAUCAUAUUUCAAACCACUUUUAAACCCAUAAUUGUU
This is a messenger RNA of Diuraphis noxia (Russian wheat aphid), 2225 nucleotides long. RefSeq names its product DNA polymerase eta-like. Lineage: Eukaryota; Metazoa; Arthropoda; Insecta; Hemiptera; Aphididae. Gene Ontology annotation, molecular function: damaged DNA binding; DNA-directed DNA polymerase activity. Gene Ontology annotation, cellular component: nucleus; replication fork; site of double-strand break. The record is from RefSeq and is a predicted model, not a curated record. Gene Ontology annotation, biological process: response to radiation; error-prone translesion synthesis.